This is a messenger RNA of Bicyclus anynana (squinting bush brown), 1035 nucleotides long. RefSeq lists its product as uncharacterized. NCBI's taxonomy places the organism in Eukaryota, Metazoa, Arthropoda, Insecta, Lepidoptera, Nymphalidae. The transcript has a single exon. The coding region runs from base 1 to 735 and encodes 244 amino acids. The record is from RefSeq and is a predicted model, not a curated record.
AUGGAUGAGCAAUUUCAACUGUUGUUUGAUAAGAUGAAAAUGGAAAUGCAAAACCAAACAACUGAAUUAAGUAAUAUAAUACUUGAAAAAAUGGAUGAAAAAUUAAAGCCUGUGCUAGAAGAAAACAAAAUAUUGAAACUUAAAGUGGAAAACCUGGAACGCAAGGUGGAGCUGUUAGAAAGAGAUAGAAAAAAUAAUAAUAUAAUAAUUCAUGGAUUACCAGAAAAGGAACAGUCUACAGUAGAUUUAAUUAAUAAUAUUAAGGAAUGUUUUUCGUACGAAUUAAAUAUAAAUAUAGAAAACAAUGAAAUUAAUAAAAUAUAUCGUAUUGGCAAAAAAAACAACAAUGAAAAACCAAGGCCUACGCUUCUGUCAUUAGUUAGUGGGUGGAAAAAGACUGAAAUUAUGAAGAAUAAAAAGAAAUUACAGGUGUUGUAUAUAACCGAUGACUAUCCCAAGGAAAUUUUAGAAAUAAGAAAGUCAUUACAACCCAAACUACUUCAAGAAAAGAAGAAAGGUAACUUUGCGUACAUAAAAUACGAUAAACUCAUAGUGAAGGAAAACUCUAAGACUACAGAUAAAAGGAAAAGAGAGUUGUCCACCUCACCGCAAGCUGAAUUACAGUCAAAAAAACAAAUGCAAAAUCUAUCAAAGACCAACAGGAUUAAUGCUUUUGACAUGAUGAGAAGCCGAUCUCAUUCCCUGUCAACAAUUCCAACGACAACUAAACAAUAACAACUAGAUACCGGCGAUCGGAAACUGCAAACAAACAUUAAAGAUUCUAAAAAAAUAGAAAUGACACAACCUCCCCCAAGCCGGCUGGUCCCCGUGGGGGAAAAAGACCAUAACCCUCCAACAAUCAUAGAAAAAUCGACCAGGAAAACCAAACAACCCCAGCAGACUCUCAAAAUUGGAACAUUCAAUGUAAGAUCUUUAGCAAGAACAGAAAAGUUUAUAGAACUGACAUACCUAUUACAAAAAAUCAAAAUAGAUGUACUCGGCUUGGCAGAAGUCAGGAAGAUGGGUUGUGCAAUC